CUUCUUUUCCUUCAGCAUCCUGGCGCUUAACCCAAUUAUUGUCCAGAGUUUUGUUUACCAUAUCUUAUUCCAGAACUAAUGUUGUCUUGUAGAUGUCGAAUCUCACCAUUUACGCUGACUAAACACAUCUUGGGGCCAGCAACAUCGCCCGAUCUUUUCUUUCUGACACGUCGAUGGAGCGAUAACAAUGCCCUCACAGCGGUCCAGCUCCUCAUCCUUUGAGAGACUGCCUCGACAGCCAGAAGAGUACUUGCUGAAAUCCCAAGAUGAUUCCAGCAACAGCCAAUCGGUAGCGGAAGAUGCUCGGGACAGCUUCGACCCCGCGCCCGCCGACCGCGAACAGAGCACGAGCGAGCCUCUGCUCCCAACAUCUUCUUACCGACCCGCGCAGGAGCCGACAAGGCGAUUCACCUGCACUGCUUCCGGUAUCUGGGACUGGAUCUGUGGCCCGGAGCCGCCGCACAAGUACCGGAUCAACCCCUGGCUUGCGCGAUGGCAGACCGCGCCGGACCGGCUCAUUGAGCGCUAUUUUCCUGGUAAGAAGUCGAAAGUCGCACUUCUUCUGGCUGCGCUUCUAGUAUGGGGUGUUGUAUUCAUCUCCAUUUUGCAUGCGAGCGUUACUGGGCAGGAGAUUCCAGGCCAUGGAAGUCCGGUUAAGCUCUCUUGUUGGAGUAGACUUUGGUCUAAUUCCACAAAUUGCGGUCUUGAUGGUGACUACUGUCGGCCCUUUGACCAGGAAACGCUCGCGUUCCGUUGCCCUGCGGCUUGCUCGGGGUUUAUGGUCCUGGAACCGUACUUUGUAGGCCCGCUGGAAAUCAACUACCAGAGCCUUGUCAUUGGAGGCGCUCCUCAAUCCGAGUCCGAGAUGGGAAUUUAUCGGGGAGAUUCGUCUAUCUGCCAAGCGGCAAUUCAUGCGGGACUCCUCGAUGACAGCAAAGGUGGCUGUGGCAUUCUGCGCCGAACGGGCGAGCAGGGAAGUUUUCGGGCAGUGGACAGGAAUGGCAUUUCGAGCGUCGAGUUUCCCUCAAACUUUCCGCUAUCGUUUACAUUCGACACUGGCGAGUCGCUGAAGGAUGGCAGCCUGAAGUGCCAGGACCUCCGCUGGCCACUCUUUACCUUUUCCGUCAUUGUCUCAACGCUUUUCUCCCUUGUGGUCACAUCCCCAGCCGGGUUCUACUCUGCUAUUUUCUUCAUCGUCUACUUCCAGGUCGCCCUCUCUUCCGAUCCGCCCUACUCCCCGGAUUACUACGAGAUUGUCUCGACAGCUCUCGGUCGCUUUCUCCCCUGUGCCUUUGUCGGCUUUGCAAUCUACUACUUUGCCGUUCGCCACACACUCAAAGACCUGGACGCCCACUGGGACAAGACCGUCCUCUGGCUCGGCCCCUGCUGGGUCGGCGCCCUCAACACCGACACCUUUGACAAAAUCCCCAUAUCCCGGCUCACCCCACACGACCUCCAACAACAACCCGGCGCCAUUCCCGCCCUCAUCAUCAUCAUCCUCAUCCUCCUCACCGUAGUCAUUACGCAAGCCCUCGCCUUCCGCAACGAGGGCCGCCUCCCCAAGAUGCUCGCCGUAUACGGCACCCUCGUCGCCGGCGUCCUUGCCCUCCUCGCCGUGCCAAACAUGAACCUCCGCAUCCACCACUACAUCCUCGCCCUCCUCUUCCUCCCGGGGACGACGCUGCAAACCAGACCCAGCCUCCUCUACCAGGGCCUCCUGAUGGGCCUGUUCAUCAACGGGAUCGCCCGCUGGGGGUUUGACUCUAUCCUCCAGACCUCCGCUGCGCUGCUAGACGGCGCACAGCUCGGCUCGCUCCUCCCGGAAAUCACAACCUCGCUCAUCACAUUCAACUCAGACACCUCGCUAUCCUUCUCCUUUGAAUCCCUCUCCAUUCCGCAGGAAGUCGACGGCCUAAGCGUGCUGAUCAACGACGUCGAGCGGUACCAUGCCUUCCGCUCCGACGGCGCCGAAGACGUAAAGAUACCCAAUUGGAACUGGACGAGAGUGAGGAGUGGCGAGCCGGAGUACUUUCGUUUUGGAUAUAUCAAGGAGAAUGCCCUAGGUGGGUUUUGGUAUCAGGAUUUCACGGACCCGGUUACGUGGGUCGGGGAUGGGGCGUGGAAUGGCACGUCGGCUUGAAUUUUUUUUUUUUUGGCUGAAAUUAUGGAUUUCUAGUUGGUUGAGUUUGGAAAGAUCUGAUUUAUAUUAUAGGCUAAAUAUGUGGCUGUACAGACUUGAUUUUCUAGAAUCAAUGAGACUUUCCCUAUUUAGAUGAGGCUGCUUUGAUAAGAGCGCUUAGGGGUUACUUACCAAGUGUAAGCGGCGAGGUUGGAUCGGUGGUGGUUGCCAGUCAGUCUUCACCCGCGGCGAGGUCCUAGCAAGCAAUGAGAUGUUGAGCUACAUAGGAUGUAUGAAAGAGGAAGGAGAAGCUAUA
This is a messenger RNA of Aspergillus calidoustus, 2435 nucleotides long. The record is from the annotation of a GenBank genome assembly. NCBI's taxonomy places the organism in Eukaryota, Fungi, Ascomycota, Eurotiomycetes, Eurotiales, Aspergillaceae.